This is a messenger RNA of Melitaea cinxia (Glanville fritillary), 1009 nucleotides long. It is a transcript of the gene Glo1, whose product is annotated as lactoylglutathione lyase. The record is from RefSeq and is a predicted model, not a curated record. The transcript has 5 exons. Gene Ontology annotation, molecular function: lactoylglutathione lyase activity; metal ion binding. Bases 26 to 664 code for a protein of 212 amino acids. Lineage: Eukaryota; Metazoa; Arthropoda; Insecta; Lepidoptera; Nymphalidae.
GCACUCAAAAGUCAAAUUUGACAAUAUGUCAUUUAAAUCUACUUUGUCAAUUCGCUUUAUCAAACCUCUCUAUAAGUUUUGUACCUUUUCUCCGGUUAAUAAAGUUACUUAUCUUGGACAAAUCGUAAGAACUAUGGCCAGCGAAGGUAUUUCACCGCAAGAAAUCGAAUCAUUAUGCCAGACACCAAGUCCUACGACAAAGGACUUUAUGUUCCAACAAACAAUGUACCGCAUCAAAGACCCAAGAAAGUCUAUACCAUUUUACACUGGAGUCUUAGGAAUGACUCUGUUGAAACAAUUACAUUUCCCCGAGAUGAAAUUUUCUCUAUUCUUCAUGGGUUAUGAAAAUCCAGCCGAAGUACCGAAAGAUGAAAAAGAAAGGACAGCUUGGGCUAUGACUAGAAAAGCUACUUUGGAGUUGACGCAUAAUUGGGGUACAGAAAGCGAUGAUUCAACUUACCACAACGGUAAUUCAGAUCCCCGAGGCUUUGGACACAUUGGUAUACUGGUACCUGAUGUUGACGAGGCUUGUAACAAAUUCGAGCAACAAGGCGUUAAGUUUAUAAAGAAACCGCAAGAUGGAAAAAUGAAAAGCCUCGCUUUCAUACAAGACCCGGACGGCUACUGGAUUGAAAUAUUCACUUCUAAAGUUGUAAAUCAAUAGAUAAAAGUUUUAUAAACGGAUCAAAAAAAUAACAAUGUCAAUAAUAGUUUUUACCAACUUUGAAAGUUACUAAGUAUUGCGGAUUAAUGAGAUAUCCAUAUUAAUUUUAAGUUGAUUUGAACCCAUAAUGUGUAGAUGUUUUUUUGUCAACUUUGAAAAACAUAAAUAUAGGUUACUUGGUUUCCUAUUAUAUAUCUAUCAAUUGUGAUUUGAUUUGAAACACUUGUGUAUCAAAAUAGCCCAAAUAAUCGUUGUUUACUACAGUAAUAAAAUAAAAACUUUUUAAGAAAUUAUUCGUAAGUAGAAAUGUCUUAAAUCAGGAAAAAUAUACAAUUUUAACAAUGA